Messenger RNA from Exserohilum turcica Et28A, 1048 nucleotides. RefSeq lists its product as uncharacterized. Bases 20 to 1009 code for a protein of 329 amino acids. The record is from RefSeq and is a predicted model, not a curated record. Gene Ontology annotation, molecular function: arylformamidase activity. The transcript is spliced from 2 exons. Lineage: Eukaryota; Fungi; Ascomycota; Dothideomycetes; Pleosporales; Pleosporaceae.
GGCGUCUCCUGAACUCACCAUGGCACCGCCACCCCGCCCUCCCUUUUCGGAGCUUCCGCUUGAUAAGAACGGUCCACCAGGAAAUGCGUGGGGUCUGUACGGUCCCGACGACGAGCUUGGUGCCCUCAACAUGAUCACACCUUCUGUCGUCAAAGCCGCUGCCCAGGAAAUCCAAACCGGCGACCGCGUGUCUCUGGACUGGUAUCUAAAUCUGCCAUCCCACCCGUCUUUCACACGACCGUCGUUUUCGUGGAAGAUGAAACCCUUUUUGUAUCCAGAUGGAACAAAGCGAGCUAUCAACGACGACCAUGUGGAUUUCAACACGCAGGGGAGUAGCCAGUGGGACGGCUUCCGACAUUACGGAUAUCAGAAGGCCAAGAAAUUCUACGGCGGACGCUCGCAGGAAGAACUUGAAACUUCAGAUGUCAUUGGUCUCGACCGUAUAGUCAACUCGGGUGGUAUCACGACUCGAGGCGUCAUCCUCGACUAUCCGCGCUAUCUUGAGAAGAAGGGCGAGAAAGAAGUGUAUUCCAUGGAAGGCAACAGCAUCUCCGCGGACGUGCUGAAGGAUAUGAUGAAAGAAGCGGGCGUCCAGCCAAGAGACGGUGAUUUGCUCUUACUCAGAACAGGAUUUACCCGGGAUUACUACAAGCUGAGUGCAGAAGAGCAGAAGGCACUCAGAGAUAGAACACCAGACUAUCUUGGCGUUCGAUCCGACAGAAAGAGCUUGCAGUGGCUUUGGGAAAGCGGAUUUGCAGCUGUUGCAUCCGACGCUGUUUCUUUUGAAAUGGCACCGAUAGCAGGUCCACACACUGCUCCCGGUGGCGUAUGGGCCAACGAGCCCUGGGAACAGGAGAUGCAAGGCGGCGGGUUGUUGCACCAAUGGAUGAUUGGUGGUUGGGGCGUCAUGAUUGGCGAGAUGUUCGAUUUGGAGGCUCUGUGUGAGAAGAGCGCCGAGUUGAACCGAAGCACAUGCUUUGUCAGCAGUGUGCCAUUGAAGGUACGUUAAAAAUCUCUCUUCCCUUGUUGUUGUUAUGGUGGAUAUGAG